Molecule: messenger RNA, 995 nt
Organism: Protopterus annectens (West African lungfish)
Lineage: Eukaryota; Metazoa; Chordata; Ceratodontiformes; Protopteridae
Product: hydroxycarboxylic acid receptor 2-like
Exons: 1
Coding region: 1-975 (324 amino acids)
Biological process (GO): G protein-coupled receptor signaling pathway
Cellular component (GO): membrane
Molecular function (GO): G protein-coupled receptor activity
Source: RefSeq, a predicted model, not a curated record
AUGAACUCCACUUCAUGUUGUGUGUUUCAUGAACCACUUCUUAUCAAAUACCUUCCACCUGUGCUUAUAGUGGAAUUUAUAUUUGGCGUGGCAGGCAACGGAAUUGGUUUGUGGAUGUUUUGCUUUCAGAUGAAAACAUGGAGACCAAACAAUGUGUACCUCCUCAAUUUAGCUUUGGCUGAUACUCUGGUUCUCUUAUGCAUUGCUUUCCGCACAGACUACUAUCUCAGAGGACAGAACUGGAUCCAUGGUGAUAUAAGUUGCAGACUUUUGUUAUAUAUGCUUGCUGUAAACCGAGCAGCUGGCAUAUUCUUCCUUACAGUUGUAGCAAUAGAUCGUUACUUCAAAAUUGUUCAUCCUCUUUUCAGAAUCAGCCGGAUAACACUAAAAGAGUCGGUCGUGGUAUCAUUUGCAUUAUGGUUGCUUGUCACAUCGAUGACAUCCUAUAUUUUAGCACAGUCACGUUUGUUUUUUAAUAACAACCAGACUCAGUGUGAGAGUUUUAAUAUAUGUCCCUCUGUUUUGGGAACAGCAGACUGGCAUGAAGCUUUCUAUAUUUCACAGUUCCUUAUACCAACAUGCAUAAUUUCAUACUGCACAAUCCGGAUCUCAUGGCAACUGAAAAAUAAAACAGUUGACAAACAUGGAAAGAUAAAAAAGGCUGUUCAGUUUGUGACAAUUGUAGCAGUGGUAUUUGCGGUCUGCUUUUUUCCAAGUAACCUUGUCAGAAUAACAGUUCAAUUCUUAAAGCUAAAGUACGGAAAGGAAUGCGAGCAAUUUAAACAAGCCAACUUAGCUUUUUAUACUUCAGUAUGCUUAACUUAUUUCAACAGCGCACUCAAUCCUGUCGUAUAUUACUUCUCAAGCCCAUCAUUUCAAGGUCUGUUUCGAAAAAUUUUGAAUAAAAUUUCACAAAGAGCUGAUGGAACAAAUAACCUGCCACCACAGUCUAUCAGUUUCUCAAACACAAACUAAAUGGUAACCUGCUGUAAGAA